Molecule: messenger RNA, 1133 nt
Organism: Lathyrus oleraceus (garden pea)
Lineage: Eukaryota; Viridiplantae; Streptophyta; Magnoliopsida; Fabales; Fabaceae
Product: aquaporin NIP2-1
Exons: 5
Coding region: 188-1012 (274 amino acids)
Biological process (GO): transmembrane transport
Cellular component (GO): membrane
Molecular function (GO): channel activity
Source: RefSeq, a predicted model, not a curated record
UUUCCUCAUGGGAUUGACAGGUUUAUGGACAUAGCUUCUUAAAGUGUCGGCAACCUUAAGAUAAUUUAGCAUACCAACUAAAUUAUAUAUACUACUUAUGGAAUCAUUGAGGAAACACAAAAGUGAGUGAGAUUAUAAAAGAGUCAUAUCUAGAGAUCCCAUUUCAGAUUAGAUAUAUCAUUCUAAAAUGGAGGUUUUUGACAGAAGAUCAUCAUCAUGCAAUUUGUUCAAUGUUACAAGUGAGCUUCAAAAUCAUAUAACACAAAAGCAAUCAAUGUACCCUCCUGGCUUUCCAAGAAAGGUAUUUGCAGAGGUUAUAGGGACAUAUUUGUUGGUGUUUGUGGGGAGUGGGAGUGCUGCUAUGAAUGCAAUUGAUGAAAACAAAGUAACAAAAUUGGGAGCUUCACUUGCAGGUGGAUUCAUUGUAACUGUUAUGAUUUAUGCAAUUGGACACAUCUCUGGUGCACAUAUGAAUCCAGCUGUUUCCUUAGCUUUUGCCACCAUUACUCAUUUUCCUUGGAAACAGGUUCCAUUUUACAUAGCAGCUCAACUCACAGGAGCAAUUUCUGCUUCGUACACACUUAGAGCAUUGCUAGAGCCAUCAAAGCACCUAGGUGCAACAUCACCUUCUGGAUCAAACAUUCAAGCACUUAUCAUAGAAAUUGUCACCACUUUCACCAUGGUGUUCAUCUCCACUGCUGUCGCAACCGACUCAAAAGCCAUAGGAGAGGUUGCUGGAGUAGCUGUAGGUUCAUCUGUUUGCAUUGCAAGCAUUGUUGCUGGACCAAUUUCCGGGGGAUCAAUGAACCCAGCAAGAACAUUAGGUCCUGCAAUUGCUUCCGCAUCUUACAAAGGAAUUUGGGUUUAUAUGGUUGGACCAAUUACUGGUGCACUUUUAGGUGCAUGGUCUUAUGUUGUGAUUCAAGAGACAGAUCAUAAACAAGAUAUUGUAAAUUUGCAAUCUCCUCUUUCACUCAAGUUACACCAUGAGAUGAAUGGGAUUGAGCUAUAGUUUGUGACAAUGCUAAGUGUGAGAAUUGUAUAUUUUUGUAUUGGAGUUUGGACACCUUCCAAGGCAUUGUACUUUCCUUGUGUACAAAUUGGAUAUAUAUACUAAGUAAUUAGUUCUUAUU